Messenger RNA from Mya arenaria, 500 nucleotides. RefSeq lists its product as uncharacterized. The transcript is spliced from 4 exons. Bases 66 to 416 code for a protein of 116 amino acids. NCBI's taxonomy places the organism in Eukaryota, Metazoa, Mollusca, Bivalvia, Myida, Myidae. The record is from RefSeq and is a predicted model, not a curated record.
AUUGAGCUAUAUAAAACAAUUAAAUAUAAUCAUUUGUAGUUCGUCAACAACUUUAGUUUGCAAACAUGAAAUUGUUGUUCGUUUGUCUAAUGUGUCUGGCUAUAAUCGUUGAAGGGCAAUUGGGGGGUAGGAACAUAUGUCGACACGGUACGGCGGGCAGCUGUCUUGGCUACACCAAUCAGCAGUGUCCUCGUAACAGCGUGUGUCGCCGUGUAUCAGGAACGUACGGGGUUUGCUGCAGACUGCCUAACUCGAAUCCAGGAGGAGUGUGCUGCCGACACGGUCAGCGCGGUAGCUGUGGGGGGCUCUUUGGCCUGAGAUGUCCACGUGGUACCACUUGCCAAUGCUUCCCUAACCCGCCUUAUCCAGACGCGGCCGGAACGUGCUGCAUAUCACGACCGGGGAACGGUUACUAGAGAUUUUGACAGAAAGGAGCUUUGCAAAGAUUUCUUCAGCAUUUGUUUUGUUUAUUAUUUUAAAUAAAAUACCAAAAUACUCUC